Messenger RNA from Larimichthys crocea (large yellow croaker), 3779 nucleotides. RefSeq names its product histamine receptor H1 (gene hrh1). Bases 382 to 2028 code for a protein of 548 amino acids. The record is from RefSeq and is a predicted model, not a curated record. Gene Ontology annotation, molecular function: G protein-coupled acetylcholine receptor activity. Lineage: Eukaryota; Metazoa; Chordata; Actinopteri; Sciaenidae. The transcript is spliced from 2 exons. Gene Ontology annotation, biological process: positive regulation of MAPK cascade; adenylate cyclase-activating adrenergic receptor signaling pathway. Gene Ontology annotation, cellular component: plasma membrane.
AAACUCAAAGUGUGUAUUCACUCCAGAGCUGGAGAGAGAGAGAGAGAGAGAGAGAGAGAGAGAGAGAGAGAGAGGAGGGAGAGAGGGAAGGAGGGGGAGAGACUUUUUCUAUGCACUUCCAACCUCUGUCCUUCAUUCGUUUUCUGAUUUUGUCCCGCAAUACAGACUGGAAUUAAACGGACUAUUAUGGACAUUUAUGGACACCACAGGUGUUAACAGUCUGGAUUGGAUUUAUAUAAUAAAUGGACAAACAAGACAACACAGAUUAAUGUCUUUUCCAGUAUUUCAAGAUCCACUGGUCAAAAUGCUGUAAGUCCUGGAUCCAGACUGAGUCAGUCUUCCAUGAUGUGACUGGAUCUAAAGGUGAUUGUCUCACCUACAAUGAUGGAAUCUGGUCUGCCACCUUCCACAGACCCUCCUCACCUCAACACCAACAGCUAUGUCAAUAACAGCAACAACAGUUGGAGCGUACUCCUUGAUUGUGACUCACUGAGGAGCAAUCACACCCUGACCGUGCAAGACCGCUUCCACAACGCCCUGCUGGGGGUCUGUCUGGGAUUUCUUUCUCUUCUCACAGUCAUAAUGAACCUGCUUGUUCUUUUCGCUGUGAAGAAAGAGAAAAGCCUUCACACUGUUGGGAACCUCUACAUUGUCAGCCUGUCUGUGGCAGAUCUCAUCGUGGGGACCACAGUUAUGCCUCUAAAUCUGGUGUAUUUGUUGGAGGAUGAAUGGAAGCUGGGGCGGGCUGUCUGCCAGUUUUGGCUUAUUAUGGACUAUGUAGCUAGCACAGCUUCAAUUUUUAGUUUGUUUAUCCUUUGUUUGGAUCGGUACCGCUCUGUCAGACAGCCGCUGAAGUACCUGAAAUAUAGAACAAGGGGCAAAGCCAGCGUGAUGAUUUCUGGAGCCUGGCUGCUGUCGAUGAUGUGGAUUAUUCCAAUUUUAGGAUGGAGGUCUUUCACUCAUGUAGACCUUAAACCUGAGGAGGAGAACAAGUGUGACACAGAUUUCCGUUUUGUCACGUGGUUUAAGGUUAUUACUGCUGUCUUAAACUUCUAUGUACCCUCAAUUUUAAUGCUGUGGUUUUACACGCACAUUUAUUUGGCAGUAAGGCAACAUCUUCGGGACAGGGAGAGAAUCAUUCAUCCAACUGAUUCAUUUGUGGAACAUGAGAAUAGACAAAAUGUUCACACAUCUGUGAGAAGUAACUCCAAAUCACCCAAAAGGGAAUGUGAGAUUUCGCUGAAACUCUCUAAAAAACAAUGUCUGUUGGACCAGAACACUCUAGCUCAUGCAUAUUCCCUGGAAGAUGCUGAUAAAACUAAAACUGCUUCAUCAAGAUCUCACAGAAGAAUUGGUGUAAAAUGCCAGCAGUCAUCAUUUCUUGCCAUGACAACAAAACGACUCAGAAUGGCACAAAAGGCCAAAAGGUGCUCCUUGUCUCCAGAGGAUAAGCAGUCAGAGACUGAGAUUCCCCAGAGCCGACCUUCAAUGCCACAGGAUGUAAUUUGCUCUGAGGGAAAUGAGAACAAACUUCAAGCAUCUUUGAAUGAAUGUCAUGUGACAGUGCCAAACUCAGUGAGCGGUGUCUGUGAUAUCAGUCAAGUUUCAGACAUGCAGAGCUACACCUCUGUGCUCUGUAACAACUAUGACCACAGUCACGCUCUGCCCUGGACUGAGGAAGGGGUUGAAGAUGCCAAAUUAGACCCAGCUAACGCAGUGACGCUGAGAAAGACGUGGCAAAGGUUUAUUGACCAAUCACGUCAGCGUAUCCAAAGUCUUAGGAUCCAUAAGGAGCACAAGGCAGCGAAGCAGUUGGGAUUCAUAAUAGCUGCUUUUUUAUUAUGUUGGAUACCAUACUUUAUAGCUUUUAUGGUCAUGGCAUUUUGCAAAGAGUGUGUGCACCAUGACCUUCACAUGUUUACCAUAUGGCUAGGUUACAUCAACUCCACUCUCAACCCUUUUAUAUACCCGCUCUGCAAUGGGAACUUUAAGCGAGUCUUUAGAAAUAUUCUAAACAUUCGUUUGUGACAGGCAGAGCAGAGAAGAAGAACAAAAUUGCAGGUGUUGAAAAACUGCUGGUAAGAAGUAGACAAAGGUUGCAUCAAUUAAAUGCGUUAAACACUGUUGCAUGGGUGAACAUUUUAAAUGUAGAUUAAACUGUAAAUGAACUUUGAAUUAUUACUGUUUGUUCUAGAUCUUACUUUUUUUUUUACUGCUCUUCGGUUCAGAUUCAUGGUAACACUUGAGGGUAAUGUCUGAAUUUAAUGUUAUUUAUUUUGUCUAUGUUAUGCUAAUGAUAAUAAAGUGCGUCUUGGACCAGAGACUUCUAAACUCAAAAGAAUUUGAUCUCUUACCCUUAGAAACAACAUGAAUCUAGCAUCUUGGCUCUGGUCCAGAAUGGAGGACAACUAUGUCCAAAAUGUGUUUUGUAAGAAAAUAUUUGAAUUUAUUUAUUUAUUAGCACUACCAAUGGACGGAAUUAGAAAUGUAACAUGAUACAGCAUGAUGUUGACAUGUCUGACAUUUUACAAGCACUGCCAUGCAUUUGUAAGUAUUUGUCACUGUAUUUGUUUUCUCAUCAUUGAAACAGGAUGCAGGACAUUAGUCGCCUUCUUUAAUGUCAAUCCAGGAAAAGCACAAAUGUUCCCAAGUGUCUACUAAGCUGUUACACCAGAGCUAAUUUGGAAACUGUUAAAUUGUUUCUUUAUUUCAUCCUUCUUUUAGAGUUUUUAAACAUGCAAGCUUUGAAUGAUUUCAUGGUGUUUUAACACAUUAAAAUUGCUAUCUUAUCCAUAGAAAUCCUGGUCUUGUUUUAAAUGGGUGUUUUGUUUGACGAAUAGGGUAUCAGAAAAGAUAUAAUGUGAACAAGCAGCUUAUUAAUUUAUAUCUACAUAUAGUCUACUCAAGUCUUUGUUAAGCAUCGCUUGUAUGUCACACCUUUUCAGACUGUGAACAAAAACACAAAUGUGUCUUUAAUCCUCCCAAGGAUUUUGUUAUUCCUCUAACAAAACAGCCUUUUACACUCAUCUAUUCUAUGAUGGGAUGUGAUAUAACACCUUUUUUCUGUUAUUAGCCAAAGAAAACCAAAUAUUAUUGCACAAUUCUGUGGAAAACCAACCAUACAGUAACUUUGAGACUCAUGAAAUGCAUUUGUAUUGAUUGCAUUUUUGGAACAAGCAGAGAUUAGAGAUUACAGCAAUACAGCACAAUUAUGCCUCCCAUUAAAAAGAUUAUGCCUGUUGAAAAACAAAGUUAAAUAGUGUUGCAAUUAACAUUUUACCAUUCCCAUGUAUCAUGUCAGAGGCCUCUUACUGUAUUUCAAAUGUAAUACUGCCGUGACUCCAACAAAAUCUAGAUCAAGAAACGCAUAAUGUUUCCUGUGUCCAGUGAACCCAGGCGGGUUGGUGAGUCACUACUUAGCCAAAUCAAACAAAUCAGAGGGGGGUGGAAGUGAGCUGGAAGAGGUGAUGAUGUGAACAGAAGAAGCAUGUGUGUGAUUGCACUCUCAUCUCUACAGUACAUCUCUGUCAACAAGAUUUAGCCUGUGUGAGGCUGGUAUUCUGGAAAAACAAUGAUGUUUUUAAAUGUGUUCACAGACUAAAGCUAUCAAGUUCUGCUGGUUAAAACAGCUCUUACCUUCCACUAAGAUAUCUUUACUGCAUAUUCUGUCCCACUGUGACAAUAUUCAUUAUGUGGCCACUUAAUGUUUUGAUGUGCAUGUAAACCAUUUCUGCAAGAAUGGAUUUUCAAUUUGAACACUUUUAACAAUAAAUUCUAUC